Mytilus trossulus (common blue mussel) is the source of this 1202-nucleotide messenger RNA. RefSeq names its product omega-amidase NIT2-like. Gene Ontology annotation, cellular component: mitochondrion. Gene Ontology annotation, molecular function: omega-amidase activity. The record is from RefSeq and is a predicted model, not a curated record. NCBI's taxonomy places the organism in Eukaryota, Metazoa, Mollusca, Bivalvia, Mytilida, Mytilidae. Bases 242 to 1075 code for a protein of 277 amino acids. The transcript is spliced from 3 exons. Gene Ontology annotation, biological process: L-glutamine metabolic process; oxaloacetate metabolic process.
CGUUUUCAAAUUAUCAGGAAACUUCAUGGGUGAAUGAUGACAAAGAAGUUUAAACAUAAAAUUUUGUUUCGUGGAACAGAAUUAAAACUAUGAAUUAAUAAUAAGAAGAAAACUUUUUCUUCGUUGGUCUAUGUGCUAUGGCCAAAGAACACCAAUAGAAGAUUUCAGACGGGAUAAACACUCAUAUGAAUAUCAAUGAGCAUUUUCAACCUGAACAGCACAUUGAGCCUAAAGAACAGACAUGACUUUUAAGGUGGCACUUAUUCAGAUGGCGGUAACGGCAGUUAAAUCAGAUAACCUUGAGCAUGCGGUCAAGCUUAUUAAUAAGGCUGCAACAAAUGGAGCACAACUAAUCAUAUUGCCGGAAUGUUUUAACUCUCCUUACGAUACGUCAUGUUUCCCAAAAUACGCCGAGUCUAUCCCAGGACAGACUACAGAUCUGUUAGCACAGACAGCCAAGGAUAACAAUGUCUACAUCAUUGGGGGUUCUAUACCAGAAUUCUAUAACGGAAAGGUAUAUAAUACAUGUCCAGUGUUUAGUCCAUCAGGGGAACUUCUUACUAAACACAGGAAAAUUCAUCUGGUUGACAUUGACGUUCCUGGGAAAAUUCGUUUUAGAGAAGCUGAUACCCUAAGUCCCGGAUGUGACUUUACUACAUUUGAUACUCCGUAUUGUAAAGUCGGAAUCGGAGUCUGUUAUGAUCUGCGAUUCCCAGAACUAGCACACAUUUACGGUGAAAUGGGUUGUAAAUUCCUGGUAUACCCAGGGGCGUUUAAUAUGACCACUGGCCCUUCACAUAUGGAGCCUUUACUGAGAGCCAGAGCUGUUGACAACGAAGUUUAUGUAGCGUUGGUGUCGGGGUCUCGCGAUGAAACAGCUUCAUACGUUGCAUGGGGACACAGUACAGUGGUCAGUCCUUGGGGAGACGUUAUAGCCACUACAGAACAUUUGGAAGCCAUUGUAUAUUGUGAUAUCGACCCAGACUUUGUCGACAAGGUUAGAACUCGACUGCCAAUUUUAUCACAGAAGAGGACAGAUAUGUACUCAUUGACAAAUGUUGUAACACGGACAUAAGAAUUUAACACAAGAGACUGGAUAUAUACUCAAAUGUUGUAAAAAAGGGAAAAUAUAUCAAUAUAACCAUUGGAGGAACAGAAUAUGUAGUUGAAUUUUCUAAAAAAUUAAAUAAGUAAAGUCUGAA